AUGUCUGAGAAAUUCACCAACAUAACCAUCUUGAGUGAAUUCUUGCUUCUGGGUUUCCCUGACGGCUGGAUGAUGCAGAGUCUCCAUGCAGCCUUUUUCUUCCUCGUGUACCUGGCAGCACUGAUGGGGAACCUCCUCAUAGUCACCCUCACUACCAUAGAUGAGAAUCUCCAAACUCCAAUGUAUUUCUUCCUGAAGAAUUUAUCAUUUAUUGAUAUUUGCUAUAUUUCUGUCACUGUCCCAAAGUCCAUCAUGGACUCUCUAACAAACAACCAUUCCAUCUCCUUCCUUGGAUGUGCCUCACAGGUUUUUCUUGUUAUUUUUUUCGCUGGAACAGAGUUUGCCCUUCUUAUAGUAAUGUCCUAUGACCGCUAUGCUGCCAUCUGCCACCCUCUGCAUUAUGAGACCAUCAUGAGCAGAGGUGCGUGCUUGCAAAUGGUGACUGCAUCUUGGCUCAGUGGGUGUGUCUACGGGUUCAUUCAUGUAGCAGGUACAUUCUCUGUCAAUUUCUGUGGGUCAAAUGUAGUGCAUCAAUUUUUCUGUGAUGUUCCGUCACUGCUUAUGCUCGCUUGUCCCGGAGAAUUUAUUUUAGAGUAUUCAUUUAUUAUUGUUAGCUGUUGUUUUGCUUUUGUAUUUUUCACCUUCGUGGUUGUUUCUUAUGUUCACAUUUUCUCUGCUGUUUUCAGAAUUCCUUCUGCAAAGGGCAGAGUGAAAACAUUCUCUACCUGCAUGCCCCAUAUUACUGUGGUGACAUUGUUUCUCUUUUCUGGGUUUAUUACAUAUUUAGCAAAAAAUCUGGAGUCUUCAUCUUCACUGAAACUGUUGAUAUCUGUGCUUUACACUGUGCUACCACCAGCUUUGAAUCCUCUCAUCUACAGCCUGAGAAACAGGGACAUGCAGAGUGCGCUAAGCAAAGUGAUAGCUAGAAAGAUGCCCAGGAUAUUUCCUUGA
Molecule: messenger RNA, 951 nt
Organism: Elephantulus edwardii (Cape elephant shrew)
Lineage: Eukaryota; Metazoa; Chordata; Mammalia; Macroscelidea; Macroscelididae
Product: putative olfactory receptor 14L1-like
Exons: 1
Coding region: 1-951 (316 amino acids)
Biological process (GO): G protein-coupled receptor signaling pathway
Cellular component (GO): membrane
Molecular function (GO): G protein-coupled receptor activity; olfactory receptor activity; odorant binding
Source: RefSeq, a predicted model, not a curated record